Molecule: messenger RNA, 14302 nt
Organism: Orussus abietinus
Lineage: Eukaryota; Metazoa; Arthropoda; Insecta; Hymenoptera; Orussidae
Exons: 9
Coding region: 1327-9609 (2760 amino acids)
Source: RefSeq, a predicted model, not a curated record
UCCGUGACUCGUCGUAGGUAGGUCCGCGCAGACGCUCCGUGGACCGAGCGCGCCGCGUCCCGCGCCCCCCUCCCCCGUGGCCGCGGUGUCAGGAACGUGUGCGUGCGCCCGCAAAGAUGGCCGCCUCGCAAGCGUACGGUGGUGUUGACGUCGUUCCAGUCGAACCCGCUGAGGUAGCAUCGGCGUGAGGAGGCGCGAUUUCGGGGCGCCGAGAGGAUCGGGCACCCGGGCGCCGGUCUCGCCGUCGCUCGCGUUCGCGACUCGGAGGUUAGUGCGCGACGUGGCUCGUUCUACGUGAACGGUGGUGCGCGCGGCAAGCGCGACGAGGCCUGGCCGAGCGAGCUGCUCAGGGAAGGUGCGUUCGGUCGGCAGCCGUCGGCUCGAGCCCCUGGCCCGCUCGAGCGCUCUCGAGCUCCGAGCCCGGGCUCCCCGGAGGACCCCGGGAGGUCACGACGGCCGCCGCCGCGUGCCCGUGCCCCCUGUGUGCCCGAGAGAGAGCCGAGCCCUCGGUCGACGGCCAUAUUAAAUCCGGGGCACCUCGAAGCCGUCCUCCGUGCCGUCGCGAGGCGCGCGGAUCCUGCCCGCUCUCCCGCGACCGGGCCGUUACGUCCGCGAGCUGCUCGCGGAUGACGCGCCUCCGGGUGGCCUGCCGUCCCGAGCACCCGAAGCGGCCGCCGCCACCGGGACCUGCUUGAGCCGAGCGCUGCCCUCGUGUCCCCCAUGCUUCGGCCCGGACGACAGCCCCGACGACAGCCCCGACGCCCGCAGGAUUGCCCGACUGUCGGCUUCGACGAUACACGGCCGCAGGAGUGCAUGGCAUAGAGCAAGAGGAGGGCGCAUAGGAGGCCGGAAGGCGGAAGCGAGCGAGAGGGGAAGGAAGAGAGAGAGAGAAGGGUCUCUCGAUAGGGAGGACGCCGCGUUAUCUCGCCGCAUCGGGACGUGGGAACCGGCCUCCGGUCGCCGAUGUCCGCCACGAGUCCUGCCCUCGCCGCCGUUCCUACGCCCGGACGAGGACGCCGCGACCCCGCCCCCGCGCCCCGCCACCCGCUGCAGCCCCCGCCGAGGACGAGAACCAAGACACCCCCGCUGGCUUCACGACCCGAGAUACGUCCGACACUACUCUGAAUGUCUUCGCACAUCCAAAAGUCGUGCGUGCAAACAUAGUGGUACUUAAUGUAGCAUUAAUUCGGAACUCAACCCGUGCAAGAGAAAAACGAAGGGGGAGGAUGAAAUUGGGCGAGAAAGAGGGAGAAAUAGCAAUCCUGGCCCCGUUCUGCACAGGAGUAAGAAAAUUAAUCUUCGGAACUUUUACCAGACGGAGUAUCAAUGGAUGGAGCAAUAUCACAAGGGCUUGAAGCGACACUGAGUGACAGCAAAAAGAAGUACGGGGACAAGGUGAAUGCACUUCUGUCCGCCUGGGAGCAUGUCACCAAUUUCAUUCCUGCGGCAACCCCGGAGGCCACCCAGUCUCUCAUAGAAUGGGCUCACAAACACACAUUGAAAUUGGUAUUGCGCGGGGAGUGGCCGAAGCUGACACCCGCCACGAAGACGCACCUCAGCGUCACCCUGCAGAGGUGUGCGAGUCACCUGGUGCAACACCCCGCUGCACCGCACUGUACCGCCCUCAUAGCCUUGGUGCACAGCCCAUGGGCACAUCCCGCUCUCGACAGCAUUCUUAACGGACAACCGGAUUCCGAACAUGAAGAGGAAUUCUGCUGUUCGGAGAAGGGUGAGCUGUUGACCAUGAGGCUGAAGAUUUUGUGCGAGGACCGCUGCGAGGACAUAGCGGUGAACCUCGCCGCUGCGUGCGUUCGCUCCUUGCGGAGGAGCGAUCGUCUUCGUUCGCUCUCGGAUCCCCAGCAUAUCCACUAUAUGAUCGAUGUCUACAUUGUCCUCCUGUACAAACUUAAACGCACGCAAGACAUAUUCGCUCAAUUAAAAUUAAUGGACCUUAACGACGGUCUGGAGUUGGUGCAGAGGCUCAGCGGGGAGAAACCCACGAAAUAUGGCACCGCGAGGGUUUGGAGAAAUUCGAUAAAGGCCGCCGAAUUGGUGGCCCAGUAUCUGGUGACUGCCGGGAUGGUUCGUCCGGUCACGGACACCGGGGCGAACACUCUCGAGCAAAUCCUCAAUUCUUGGGCCCUGUUGCAUUCGAAAUUAAAGGACAUCGCCCCGACUCUGCCUGGGAUGAUAAGGAAGCUGAUCGAGCCGGCCGAGAGCGCCCAACACAUUUACAUUUUUUGCGCGGUACUGGUCAAACACUUUGGGGAAAAUGUAAAAUCCUUGGUGAUCGAGCUGUAUAUCCGGGCCCUGACGACGGACAUGAACGAGCUGGAGAGUCAGAAAGCGAAGUCGGACAAGGAGAAGGUCCGAGAAACGGCGAAACGAUUGAGUUCUCAAUUCCUAAAGCUGGCCGACGUGGUGGUCGACAACAUUGGCAUCGCCAGGGAAUGCGUCCUGACGGCGUUCUCCUUGCACCCAACGCGAGCUUGUUACGACAGAAUAAGGGAAAUCGCCGUGGCGUGCGGCAAGAUCAAGGAAGGAGAGUCGACCGAUACCGGGAAUCGCGAGGAGAAGCUCAAAGGCAUCCAGGAACCCGAAAAGUCCGACAUCAAGCAGGAGAAAAGCUCCGACUUGGAGGCACCCAACGGUACCGAAUUCAGGAGCAUCCUGGAACCGCUUUCCACGUCGUCGUCUUGCCCCUCCGCCUCGCAGCUAUCUCCAUCCAAGCCAAGGGGUCCCGCGAAGAGCCUAGAUUUUCAAAAAUUUCACACGGGCGUGUCGAAAACCUUCGAGCGCACCGAUCAGCUGUUAAAAAAUCUUCUGUCGGCCCCGCGGAAAGGUGAAGCUCCCCUCGUCGGCGACAGGUGUUUGAAACACCCAAAAAGGGACCCCGACUCGCAAGGACCGCUCGGGGAGCUUUGCUUCAAUUGUGGAGAGUUUACCGGGAUAGAGUUGCCUAGCAAUCAAUCCCACGAAGCUGCCUCGAACGUGGAGAGGACCUUGGAUGCGCUGAUUCUGAUCAAGGGUGACGCCGUUACGGGCUCGGCCAAUUACGACGAGAAGUCGGUUCCUAAUCAGGUUUUGGAUGCCGAUAAAUUGGGUCUCUCCCCGCAACUCUGCGACGACCUGGCGGUGGUUCUUAGCAGUCCCAGAUACCACAUGCUCAGCUGGGUUCUCGACUGGAACGAGUUGAGCGGGCUUUGCGAGAGGUAUCUAGAAAAUGCCGAGGAGAUGCGCAAUACGAACAAAGAGCUGAAGUACCUUAACAUCGAUUAUUCCCAGUUCAAGGACUGGCCGUCCGAGGACGAGUCCAAAGACGUGUUUUUCGGUAUCGAGAAAGGAUACGAGCAGUGGGCGGAUUUGCCUUCCGAUAAUUCGGAGCAGUUCGGUAGCUUCCAACCAGCUGGCCCGUACAAACGGUCCUCGGCGAGACGUAGCUUGGACGAUACCACGGAUUCCGACAGUGGAAGCGUCUUACGGGUUCGCAGAGCGGGUCGACAAAGGAAGGUUCACAGGCUGGAGUCUUCCGAAAGCGACUACGACAGCGCGGAGAAGAAGACGAAGCACUUCGGAACGAGGACGAGCUCUUGUUCCGAGGACAGCGAUACCAACACCCAGGACAGUCAGACGGAUAGUCUGGGAAGCGACGGGUGUCGACAAGAGAAGAAGCCGAACAAAUCCGUGAACAAGGAGCCCUCGAAAAAGCGCACCAAGUCGAACUUGACCGUCGAGUCGAUGUCUCAUUUCCACAUGCUGGUAAACGAUAACAUCAGACACACGAACGAGGAUGCCAGCAGUUCCGAUGUGAGCAGCAACGACAUCAUUACGCUCUUCUCGGCAGACAUGGACGAGAAUAAAAGGGAAACCAUCAAGGGGUCCGCGUACACCGCGGCUGCUCCGCUCAUCAUCACCGAGAAGAGGAGCGAUCCGGCUGUUUUAAAAUCCCUGAGAAUGUUCAGACCGCAGAACGCGAAGAAACCCACGAGGAUCGCCCAGAUACUCCAAAAGAACAUAAUCAACAAAGGGAAAGAUAACGGCAGCAGUAACGUCGCCGCCGUUAACAAAUUCGCCCCCAUGUUGGGUUCCUUGAACCUGAAUCCUAAGAUCGUUCUAACAAGGACCGACGAGGCCGACUUGAAGGCGUCGCCGACGAAAAAGCAACCGCUCAGUGCCGGAGAUAUCACCAGCGAGCUAAUGAACAUCCAAAAGAGUAUGCCUUUCUCGCCGAAUAAAAAUAACAUCGGAACCUACCAGAAGCAGAAGAGUUUGAAUAAAACGGCAAAGGCGGACCGUCUAAGGUCGGUUGACGUUCGCGAUCUGGCCUCUUCCAAGUCUAGUCUAGGAAAGUCGAAAUUUGACAUCCUCGCUAAGGCUGUGAGGGAUUCGGAUAUACUAGCCAAGAAUGUCCCGGGCUUGAAUUCCUUGGACAUGAUGGUACCGCCUAGGGUGCAGUCGACGGUCAACAUCGUGCAGCUCUCUAGGAAUAUUCCCCAGAGUCCUAAUUCUGGCUCCGUCAACAGCGGGAACACCCCACCUCGGAAUCGCACCUCUACCACCGCUGGAAACAUCCAACUGCCGGGUACACCCUCUUCGGGGGGACACGACAGCGGGGUCGGCAUGAGUCCCGCGGGUCAAACACCCCCGCCGAGGUCAGCUUUGCACGACGUCGGCGAGGAGGCGAAUCAACCACCGGAUACCCCACCUACGGGGUUGAUGAGCGUGUCCAGCGUGGAGCCGGAUAGUCCCAGAACGAUAACGACAAAUCAAAGGACGAAUCAGAACCAGUCUCCGAAAAAAUCCCCGUCGCCGUCGAACGCUAAUUCUCAGGUGCCCAUCUCCUCCGAGCACCUGCAAAUCGUCUGCAAACCCGAUGGCACUUAUCAGCUGGCCCCGGUGAACCCGAACAUCUCCAAUCAGAGGAAUUCCCUGAGUUUGCAAAACGUAGAGGAGAACGUGGGGUUCCCCAGACAGAUACAGCGAUCUUCAGAUGCCGGAAGCGCUGCGACCAGAAGUAACUACGACAGGCUGCCCACGGUGAAGUCCUCCUCCGCUCAGAACACGGGUUUACCGAAAUUCCAGCAAGCGUUUGGCAAAACCAUAUAUACUUUGUCUACGGAUACCACGACCGUAGCGGCUUCGGCAACCACGGAUACGCUUUCUCAGCCAACGGCCAUGCAGAAAACGGCAAACCUGUCCAAGGCGGUGCAGACUUCGGUUCCAAACAGUCAGCCCAGUCCGGCGCCUGCGAGCAUGAACGUUCAGUCGAUAACGAACAUUCCAAACCUCCAACUGUCGACUGGUCGGCAGAUUCUGAACAUCGUGCAGAGCUCCGCCGGGAAUGCAAAUUCCAGCAGCCCUAGCGCCGGGCAGACGCUCACGCAGCUCGUCCAGAGCGUACAGAACGCGUCCCCGGGUGUCAUCUACACGCACAAAAUUCCCGUCACGAUUUCUACUACCAAUCCCAGCCAGCUGAACAUAAUACCCACCAUAUCGCACGCCAACUCCAUUCCUCCUGGGAGAACGCCCGUCGUCAAGCUGAACAUCAUCAGAGCAGGCGCGCCUCUUAGGCAACAGAACAUCGCCAGCACCAUUCAAGCGGUUUUAGCCGCCCCUAGGCUACAGCAACAGCAGCAGCAGCCCCAGCAACCUCAGCAACCCGUUAGAACCGAUAGUCUCAUUAAUUCUCCUAUCGAUGUUCCCAACCAAGUCAGUUCUACCACUCUGGAGCAACUGAGGGAGUUCGAAAGCGUUCUGGAGCAAGUUAAAGAGCGAAGCACCAUCCAACCCCAGCACCAGGCGACGUCAACCGCUGCCACGACGACCGUGCAAACCCAGACCACGACCCAGCAAACUCAAGCCAAACAACAGCUUCAGCAACAGGCGUCCGUUAGUGCCCUGGCCCAACAACUACGAAUGCCUUCCCAGCCACCCAGCGGUACAGAAUUUCCUGCGAAUGGCGGGAACACCGUCACCUUUCAGCAAGAAGUGUUUCCUCAGAAGGUGUCCCUAGCUUACGUUAACCAGAGCACGGCAACACCUCCUCAGAAGGUUUCCAACUCCACCCCCGUUGUCGUCGUAACCAGCUACUGCCAACCUGCAGCGUCGCCUGCGCUGAGUGUCACCUCCCAGAGUUCCUCCAGUCCUUGCGUUACCCCAGCUCCAGCACCCGUCCCUUCCGCUGGGAAAACGCCACCGACUCCUGCUGCAAAAACCGCGAAGAAAUCUACUCCCAAAACGGUGAAAACCAGCGCGACGAACACUUCCAAGGCAUCGCCUAUCCCCAAGCCUCAGCAGAAACCGCAAGAGGACGAACAGACUGCUCAAAGGAUCUACGCGAUUUUGGACGAAUACGCCGAGCAACUUAGGAACUCGCCGGACUUGAACAACAAGCCUGCGCCGAGAAGACGAUCGAAUCCGCCAACGAACCCUAGUCAGUCUUCUAAAAGAAAGAAAUCCAAUUCCAACAAAUCGAAACCAAUCGGCCAACAACCUUCGGAGCUGAGUCCCAGUACCGAUGAUCUUGGAAGAACCAUGGGGAGCGAGGAUUCUUCCAGUGGGGUCGUUCACGUCCAAGAUAGUCCGGCUGGGUUUCCGACUCCUGAAGAGCCAGCUAAUGUUUCCAACGUGGAUACGACGGUAGAAGCCAGGAACAUGGCGAACGAUUCCAACGACGGAGUGGAGCUCAACGUAAAAAGACGGAAUUUGAUUUUUACGGAACCCAGUACCGGUCAACCCAGAGCCGUCAUCGUACAAGAGGCUGUACAAACGGCGGCUGUCAGUGUCAGCGAGGCUCUGGCAUCCGUGACGGGGAAGAUGGGCAGUACAGCCGUUCUGGUACCGGGCACUAAUUACAUUCUGCCGAUGAACCUGAUGAAAGGAGGACAACAAUUUACCAUCGUCUCGGGAGGUUCCAAAUUGCUCGCUACCGUGCCCGCUACCGUCAGGACUACGGGUACUACCGGGGUCUCCAACACCCUGGUUCUGCAGUCCUUUCUGAACCAGGCGGGGAAGAUAAUUUCUCAGCCAGCUCAGGUGAAGCAGGUGAAGAUCCCGACGCUGCAGACUCUCGGUACCACCCAGACUUUGGCUGGUCAGGGUAUUCAAAAUGCAUCCACCGUGGUCCCGCAGACGAGCACCAGCACUCAGUUCGCAACAGAGCCCGUGGACAAGAACGAGAACGUCGAGGUCGUCGUAAAGAACGAUGCGAAUCCCGUUUCCACUCCGGAACAGCCUGCCAACACCAUCCUUGUUAACAAGACUCCGACCAUCGGUCUCAUCCAGAGGAACAUCAACGUCAAUGAUAUGGCCGAUAACCAACAGAUAUGCGGAGUGAUUACCAGCAAUCCCAACAUUGCUCUGCAAGGCACGAGACUGUUCAACUCGUCCAUUGCCAAGUUGGGCACGACACCCUCGGGUCUGAAGACGGAAAGCGUCGUUUGUCUGGCACCUGCUGCCACCAUGGCUCAGUCGCAGGAGAAAAAGGCCUCCCAGGAGAAUCUUGCGGAGAACAAGCCCGUGUCGAUCCAGGCUGCUGCCAUCGCCUUGGCAUUCGCCCCUCAGACGGAAGUACCCGUUGUUAACAACAGUCAGCAGAAGGAAACCAAGGAAGUCGCCACUGAGAUCACUAGCGGGGACAAGGUCAUCUCACCUAAGACCGUUAAGAGGAAAAUCGAUGACGCUUCCAUUGGAUUGGUGGAGAACAUGCCCAGAACCCUUAUAGCUUCGAACUCCGUCGUGUCAUCUACCGACGUCGUGACGUCCUUACAGAAUAACUCGAAGAUCGAAUCAUCCCCGACGAUGACCGGAACCCCGAAGCAGAGUACGACGAGUUUGGAGAGCACGACGCCGUUCCUAGUGUCCGGAGGCGCGGUCAGUUCCGACAGUCAAGAGUCUCCUAUUCGUCAAACGGCGGAAACGAUCGACUGCAAGGUGGGGAACGGCAUCCUGUGCGGGAACGCGAGGCUACAAGAGGCCUGGGAACCGGAAAGGAAGUCCUCCCCGGACACGCCGUGGAGGUACGUCCCGUCAUCCACGAAUCAGCUAAACAUCGAGCCGUUGAAGGUGUACUCUCGGGAGGGCGACGCUUCGGAGAACGUCCACGGGGUGCUGCAGAUCAUAAACAAGGUCCAGGGGACGGAGAUGUCGGGGAGCCAGGUGUACCAAGGAGGCACGAAGAAGUACUUCAUGAACCACACCCUGGAACCGUUCCAGCAGUUCGCGAACAAGAGUACCAUCGUCAAGUCGCAGCAGAACCCUCGCCUGGACCGAGAGCUCCUGCAGCAGCGAAUGGAGAGGAAGGCGGCCGCCCUGGAGCGGGAGCUGAGGCUACAGAAGAGUCUCUCCGAGGAGUGCGAGGACCUAGGGGUGGACGAGCCGAGUACGAGCGACCUCUUCCCCGAGGCCGACCUCCUGUUCGACACCAACCACUCGCCGUCCUUCGACCACUCGUCCCAGGACGCGUCCUGUAGCCAGCCGUUGGGCCUGAAGUCCUACGGGGCGGCCUACUUCCGACCUCUGGACUCCUCCUCCGGGAGCAGAGACGCCAGUCCCGUGACCGACUCCAGAGCAAACGACCGCCGCAGGAACGCCGUGCACAGGACCAGAAACCUCAAGGACAUGGCCAAGCGCGCCAGGCGGGACAAGCCCGAGGAGACCCAGCUGGACAAUCCGCCGAAGCAGAUCAGGCUGAGCUUGGACAACCUGAGCCAAGACGACGCCUCCAACAGCAACUCCGACCUGUCCAGGCUCUCGCCCGGGAACUUGCCCUCGAUGACGGAGAACGACUCGUCGAAGGAGACUCCCAGGCCGAAGGUGGCGUCCAGGAACGGAUCCAAGGAGGGCUCGCCCAGCAGCGUGUCCAGCGUGCCGUCCAACAUGAAGCUGGACAUGGACCUGGACUCGGAGUCCAUGCCUCCGGGUCCCAACGCCAACAACGCGUCCACGGCCAGCUCGGGGGACGAGAGCCUGACCCUCCUCGGAGCCAACACCGCCGACGUGACCAUCCCUUCCCCGCUGUCUCCCAUAGCGGGGCCUCUCCUGUCCACGCACAAGUACACCUACGCGAACAAGAAGCGCGUCGCCUCGAAGAUGCCCAGGGCGGACUACCUGGCCUGGGAGAGCCCCACCUCGGAGAGGACCAGGUCCAGCAGCGACGAGGAGGACUCCAGCGUCAGCGAGUCCGUGGGCAGCCAGCCCGAGGACGGGAUGGCGGUGACCAACGGCCUCGAGGAGAGUUCCCGGACCAACGCCAGGAGUCCCGGGGACCGCUGCGCCUUCGUCAAGAAGAAGGACACCCUGAGGGUCAACGCCAAGGUGGUGCUCAGCAGGACGGAGCCCAAGGCCAACCAGCAGGUGCAGCACGCGAAGAGCAGACCCGACGUCGUCUCCGGGGACAAGACCUCGGAGAACUCGGACGACGAGAUCGGCGGCGUCACCUUGGUCGAACCCGACUGCAGGGCGCGCAGGUCCAGCCUCCGGGGGCACGUGAAAAAGGGUUGCGCCUGUUGCAACGGAUCCUCGCCGGAGAGGCCCAAGAAGAAGGCCGUCAAGCUCGAUCACAAGCUGAAGAAAAGGCUCGCCUCGAAACAGCUCGCCAAGAAGAGGUAGUCCUAGCGAUCGGGCUCUCGCUCGAGUUUCGCGCUCGUCCUGUAACCCCGAGAACCUGACCUCUUCGGAUGUACCAAAGUUUAGAGGGAGAAGGAGAGAGAGCUGACCCGGGCGGGAAGCUCUCCGAUACGCCGGGGCAUCCUGUAAAUAGUAGCGCGCUUAGUAAGGUGUAAGGACAGGCUUUAAUUUUUAGGGCUCGGGUCCACCUACGUGACCGGGGUAGCCGGUGGUCAGGUUCGACCUCUCGCCCGGUCGGCAGACUCAAUUUUUCGGACGCGCCUCGUUUUUCCGAAACUUCGUCGCUCGGAGAAUCCGUACUAGCAUUUCAUUCGGAUUAACGUUAAAACGUUUGCAACUUUUCAUUUCUACGUUAAGGAUAGGGCGCUACGUUCCACUCAUUGCCGAUUUAUUUUUUUCCCUUGAAACCGCAUUUCUGGCAAGUUUCGCCCAAUCGAGGGACUUAAAGACCGCGGAAGCGGUCUCGCGAUGACGCAGGUGCUCGACCUACCUCGACUAUCGAUAUCGGUCACGUGGGGAGAUUUGACAGGACUGUGCUCUCCGGCCGAGGAUUUCGGCUUAAGAAAACGCGCGCAUCUCUCCAAUUCAAUAUCGAGUAUAAGGUUACAGUCUAUUUGCCGGUUAAGCGAGGAGAACGCAACAUUGUAGCAGUUCUUAAAUAAGGGUAGAGAGAGAGCGAGAGGUAGAGAGAAUGCGAGAGAGAAAGAGAGAGAGAGAGACACGAUCCUUUUACUUUUAGGUGUUAACUACGAACUAAGCGGUUAGAUACAAUUCAUUAUGCGUGGCAACAAGUCUAGGUUUAAACCGUUGUCUCUAAGGACUUUAGGAAAUGCAAUCUAGUCAGAGGGUGAGGCUCGACACGGGAUUCAAAGAAGUCACUCUUGACUCUUGACAGGCGGGGUAGAGAAGGACCUAUGUGCGAUGUGGAUUCCUUCAGCGAUAAGACAGCCCAGACUUAUAACACUACCUGCAGUAUCUAUCGUACUAGAGACGAGACGCAUCUACCGAGCGGGACGAUCGGAAAAGGAGUCGAAAAGGACGAGACGAGAAGGGUCUCUUUAUCCUUUGUACGCUCCAAAAACCCUUAUGGUGCUCGGCGACGUUCUCUUCGGCUUUGUCCUUGCGAUAUGGAUUUAUGUCGGUGGAUGAAGACAGUAAUUGCGGGACUUUCGCGGCAAACAUUAAAACAUUUUCUGGUAAAGGGUACGGACCGUUGAUAACGCGUAAACUUGGUAUUCAAAUGACAUUUUCGGUGGGAUCUAUCGAGACGAUACUUUCGAGUAAUUUCCAAGGAUUCUAUUUAAAGUCGGGACAAGGACGACGCUAACGUUGGCGCAAUGUUUUAUUGUGAGAAAAGAGGGUAAACGGGAUAGAGGAGUCCUUCCACCGAUCGCGCCGCUUCCGGCCGUAUGUAUAAAACCACCCUGUACAUUACGUAGUCUGCGUAGAUAAUUCAUUGAAAAAAAGGUAUAUUAUAUCGCUGCACUUUAGUACAAAAACGCUUGGUCUUGUUUAAAAUGACAGGUUUAUAUCCAUUUUCUGUGUGCGCUGUCGUGACGUGUGAAUGCCAUGCAAUUCGUUAUGAGUUAUUAUAUUUGUAAGGAUUGUACGGGUAUAUGCGUGAGAACGAGGUAGAUAGAGAGAAGGAGGAUAAUUAUUUUCCUUUGUAUCGGCCGGUGAAACCUAUCGAAAUUCCCAUUGUCCCAUCGGGGUCAGCCAACCGACGCGCUUCUUACUUUUCUAACGAGUCUCCCUUAUUUCUAUUUUUUAAUUUCUAACCCACUCGUCAUUAUUUUAUUUUCUUCGUCAUUAGCCAUUUCUUUCCCCUUUACCGGCUGGGCAGGAGUCGUUUUAUUUUCUUCCGACCUUGAAUUGAUCUCAUUAUAAGGAAGCUUUAGUUUUCAAUAAACUAUGUAUUUAUAUUAAGACGUGAUAUGACUAUAUGCGAUUUUAUUCAUUUUUGCGCAUUUACACGAGACCCGAUCCAUGUACGAUGAUACGUUAUCAAUACCUUAAGACGGGAAGGAAUCGUAUCCGUUAUCACGGGAGAAUCUCAACACGUUCUUAGGACAUCCCAGAGAUAUUCCGAUAUUUAUUAUAUAUCUUCCGUAUAUCAUACGACGGUUCCCGUAAUUGUAUGGUAUGAGGGGAUGUUCAUUAGACAAUUUAGGGAUAUCUCGGUGCCGAUGGUUGGAAAAAUUCCUACAAACGUUCUGAGUAUUUUAACCUGUCAUAUGGGUAAAGAGGAAAUGCGUUUCCGUUUUUCUCAGUUCCGUUGAUUUCAUUGAUAUUGGUUUCACCGUCGAUUUUUCUCAGAACGCCGUAUUUUUCUUUUUAAUCACAAUGCCGCCCUAGGACUUCUCGUCAGAGAUUUGGAACGCUAAUUAUGCGACAGAAAAAGGAAAACGGAUCGUUACAUUAUACACCGCAAUUUACCAUUACCGUAAUACCCAAUCCUAUUGUUACAAUUCCUUUUUAUAUCUUUCUGAGGAAGAUAUAUUCAUUUUCGGAAAUAGCUCGUAGCACAUUUAUUUACAACCAAUUCCACCUGGGGUCAACCCGAGAUAUUUUAAUAUUUCAUUAAAACUUUCAGAAAUUAACUAGAACGGCUAGUCGCGCGUAGUUUUAUGCAUUUCGCAUUAUGCCCUGUACGUAAGUAUCAAUCAUUACGAAUGAAACCGUUUAAGAAUGUCGCUGGAAUGAUGAAAAAUUUCUAUUUAUUUAUUGUGCUCGGCGAUUUUCCUCUUUUUCGUUGACGUACCGUACAGUUUUGUGUUAGGAAAAAGUGAUUUAUGCAAUUCUCGGGUGAAUUACCGAAUCCUUUCGUAGCGUCUAAAAUUACCAACUUGAAAAUGGUGUAUGUGAUAAAUUUAGUGCAACGGCACUCAAACAGAACGUGAACAUUUGUGUCUGUAGAACGUUCCAAAUUCCAGCCAAGUACGUAGAAUACUGUAACGAUGAUAGCUUGUUGUACCGAUAUAACAUUACUGCAGUAUUACAGUAGACAAACAGAACGCUAAAAUAGAACAAUAUUCCAAAUCUCUGAAUUUAAUUUCGGCCGACGCUCGCCAAAUCAGGCGAAAACGGGUCACGGGGAUUAUUCGCAAUAACAUAUACCGAGAAGAAAAUUACUUACAUCGAAGAAAUGAUUUUUCUUCGUUAACUCUAACGGCACGUUGUAUCGUUUAAUUUAUUUCAUCGUUUUAAGGAAAGCCCAUUUUCUUCAAUGACAAUUUUUAAGGGAAGAAGCGGUCUCGGUGGAACAUGAAAUGUGCCCUUGGGGUCACCUAAGGGAAUAUUUCUUUGAUAUAAGUAAUUUCAUUUUCGUUGAUAACUAGAAAGAUUCCCCCAAAAAAACGAGGAGCAUCUUCCUCGCGCAUCUUCCUGUAAAUUAAAGUAAUAAGGAGUCUCUCCGCUCGUGCGCAAUUCCCUCGCCUUAUUUCAAGGCAGUGCUGGAUAAAAUAUUACGUCAAAUAGGAAACGGGAAAUGUUUCAUCGGUACAUACUAGCGGCACUAAUAAUGUCCCAAAGUGUAUGAAGGAACUCAUUCGUGAAUGUUCUAAAGUACAUUAUUUUUUUAGUAUCUUCUUUCCUUCAGAAUACGUUAAACAGAUAUUUCCGGGCAUUGUUUUGUAAGUAAGUAUUUCAACUAGAUAUUUCGUGACAUCGUUUGGAAAGUAGUCAUUUCGAUUAAUUACCUGGAUAUUUCUCACGUGAAAGAUGAGAGAGAGAAAUAUCCUAAAUAUUAAUUAUGGGGUUGACGUGAAUUAUCCCGAAGUAUUUCCUGUUUGAUACUUAAUGCAUAAUUUUAUCCAGCAGUGUCGGUAAUCCCCAUUUAGUCGUACCAAUCGCAUUUAUAGGAGAGAGAGAGAGAGAGAGAAAAGCGAUCGUGUGAGUGCGAGUGAGUUCACGAGGAUGAUUGAACGAACGAAUGAGAGCGAGCGAGAGAACGAGAUAAAGAGAGGAUACACCAUAACGCAUUUGCAGAAAAAAAAAAGAAGAAGAAGAAGAAAUUUACGAGAGACACUUAAAACUGAGUUUUCCAAAGUUAGCUUUCAGGUACUUAAGCUGCUUAAAGGGCCGUUAAGGAUAACUUAAGUCUUUUGUAACGUAUGUUUGUUAAGGAUAUACAAGGGGAAAAAGAAAAAACAAAACGCAGAGUUUUCAUCUAACUUAAAACACUCUACCAGUAUUCGAGGCGUUGCGCGAGGUCGAUGGGCGAUGAAAUUAAGAAAGAACGAGAGAUAGAGAGAGAAAGAAGCUGCGUACUGUCGAUUAGCACAAAUGAGAGCUAGAACGAGGGAAAAGAGAAAUUACUAGAGAAACUAUCCGAGGAAAAACGAGGCACAGUAACGACGGUACAGUCAUGUCCUGAUAUACGGUUUCGCGGAGGUACAUAAUAUAUAUCUGACAUUUUCGAGCUGCUCUGUACAUACCUAAUACAGUAAACAAAAAAUCCAAAAGAUUCUCUCCCAGUAUACACGCGUACGCAUACUUAGAUAUAUAUGUAAUGUAAUUAUAUACACGCGAAGUAUGUAAUUUAUACAUUGUACCGAGCGUGUCAUGUAUCCAUCGACAGAGAAGGGCACUUGUAAAUUAGAUAAAAGAAACAAAAAAUGAGGUACCUCGAUUAUGGUACUCGUCUCGCGAGUAGUCGUACCUAUGUAUAUAAAUA